Molecule: messenger RNA, 816 nt
Organism: Nerophis lumbriciformis (worm pipefish)
Lineage: Eukaryota; Metazoa; Chordata; Actinopteri; Syngnathiformes; Syngnathidae
Source: RefSeq, a predicted model, not a curated record
AUGAUGACAUCCAAAGAAGUGGCCAAAUGUGAUGCGGGGGAAAACAGGAGGCGAAGCCCGUUGGACCACUUGCCGCCCCCCGCCAACUCCAACAAGCCGCUGACCCCCUUCAGCAUCGAGGACAUCCUCAACAAGCCGUCCGUCAAGCGAAGUUACACCAUUUGUGGCACGGCUCAUCUCAUUUCGUCCAGCGAGAAGCACCGCGCCUCCAGCCUGCCUCUGUCCAGCCGAGCUCUGCUCACCCAAACGUCGCCGCUGUGCGCCCUGGAGGAGCUGGCCAGCAAAACAUUUAAAGGGCUGGAAGUCAGCGUGCUACAGGCGGCAGAAGGCCGCGACGGCAUGACUCUAUUCGGCCAGAGAACCACCCCGAAGAAGCGCCGGAAGUCCCGCACGGCCUUCACUAAUCAUCAAAUCUACGAGCUGGAGAAGCGCUUCUUGUACCAGAAGUACUUGUCCCCUGCCGACCGGGACCAGAUCGCCCAGCAGCUCGGCUUGACCAACGCGCAGGUCAUCACGUGGUUCCAGAACCGCAGGGCCAAGCUAAAGCGGGACCUGGAGGAGAUGAAGGCCGACGUCGAGUCGGCCAAAGCCAUCGGUCAGGUCCCCUUGGACAAGUUGGCCAAGCUGGCCGACCUGGAGAAAUGCGCCAACGGCACGCUGGGCCAUCCACGAGUCGACUCCCCCACGCGGGCAGGCCAGCAGGAGCACGAGCUCGGCCAGAAACUAAGGAGGUCCCCGCUGUCCCCUUUCUCAGACCACACAACGAGCAAAGAGUGCUCAGAGGACGAGGAUGUGGAGAUUGACGUGGAUGACUGA